GAAAGGAGAGGAAGAGAGUCGUCCUCGGGAUUUCUCAACGCCUUCCAUCUAACCGACCAAACCAAAAACCAGGCUUUUGGCAUCGACGAGGACGAGGACGAGGACGAGGACGAGGACCAGACAACAGUGGACAGUGGGGGCGCUCUAACUGAUCCAUUUAAUGGCGUGAUGCUUCUGUCUAUCUACUCCCAAAUCACAUUGCCCUCCAUAGAAAACGUGCUCUGCUCUGCUCACCCUCAACAAACAUCGUCUACGUCUCCUCCUCCUUCCCUCCAUUCCACCUCACCUACUACCUCUACUCUUCUCUCCUUCCUUCCCUCCCCCCUCCAUAGAUACUGGUUGUUAUUUGGUGUCCAUUUGUUUCUUCUAUACCCGACAAAAUAUCUCGCAUUCGUCCUCUCUUCCACUGCCUCUCCCAUGGCCCUGAAGAGUCCCCUCCUGGGGGGCGCUGCCGGCGCUAUUUCUCAGCUGGGGCAUUCUCGUGUCUGGUCGAAUCAGGCCCUGGUCGUGUUUUCAGAUGGGGAGCGGUCGGGCGGGCUUCCGGGCCUGUCUGCUCUCCGGGCGAUAAGGUCCGCGAAGGGAGAGAGUUCGUCGAAAUCGGCCACCGAGCUGCAGCCGGUGGGUGGUCGGGCGAAUGUCAAUAUAUCCCGGAAGCCACAGAAGGAUUUGAGCUCUUUUCCAAAACCAUUGUCUGUGUCUGAUCUCUCCUCAACUCCGGAAGAUGGAUCGAAAUUGCGGAUAUCGUUCAAGGGGUUGUCGGGUUCAUACAGCGAAGAUGCCGCUCUCAAAGCCUAUCCAAGCUGCGAGUCCGUUCCUUGCAGUGAGUUUGAAGAUGCCUUUAAGGCUGUUGAACUGUGGUUGGCUGAUAAAGCAGUUCUUCCAAUCGAGAGCUCUUCGGGCGGAAGCAUCCAUCGGAACUAUGAUCUGCUCCUCCGCCACAGGCUCCACAUAGUCGGUGAGGUUCAGUUGCCUGUCAACUUCUGUCUACUCGCUCUUCCGGGUGUUAGAAUGGAGCAGCUAAAACGCGUUUUAAGUCAUCCUCAGGCACUUGCGCUCAGUGAUGCUGUUCUGACAAAGUUGAAUGUUGCCAGAGAAAAUGUCGAUGAUACGGCUGGUGCUGCUCAGCUAGUAGCAUUGAACGAGCUGGAGGAUACUGGAGUUAUUGCGAGUGCCCGAGCAGCUGAAAUCUAUGGGCUUAAUAUACUCGCAGAAAGAUUCCAGGAUAAUUUGGAUAACAUCACUCGUUUCCUUGUACUUGCAAGAGAUCCCAUCAUACCAAGAACUGAUAAGCAAUUUAAGACGAGCAUUGUCUUCACUCUUGAUGAAGGUCCGGGGGUGUUAUUCAAAGCUUUGGCUGUUUUUGCCCUGAGGAACAUAAAUUUAACCAAGAUUGAGAGCAGGCCACAGAGGAAGAGGCCAUUGAGAGUUGUCGAUGAUUCCAACACGGGAACUGCCAAGUACUUCGACUACCUUUUCUACAUUGAUUUCGAGGCUUCUAUGGCUGAAUCUCGCGCACAGAAUGCGCUCGGCCAUCUGCAGGAAUUUGCAACAUUUCUUCGAGUUCUCGGCUGCUAUCCCAUGGAUAAGAUCAUGUAGGCGAUCCGGAGAGUCUUUCUUGUUGAUACUCUCUUUUCAUUUCGGUGAAAGGUGAAACUCAGUAAGUCCGAGUCUGAAGGUUGCCUAACCAAUGCAAUAUUUCAGCAUUGCGAAGCACUGGACUCGAGAACGGAGGAUUACCUGACACAAAAUGUGAAAAAUAGGGAUAUCAAUUCCUUUCCUCUAUUGGAGGCAAGAUACUAGGAUUAUUAGCAUCGAAGUAUCAGUACGGGAAUGGGCAAAGCAGCAGACCCGCUACAUAUCUUGAGAUUGGACAGCUGAUCAGAUCAACUCGAGUUUGUUACUUUUGGGGCAAUCAUUUUCUCAUUCACUCGAUUGCCGGAAGGUUGUUGAGGCACAUAGUCUUCCGUGCGUCGCGACUUUCACAGACAUUUGUGAAUAUUGUUGUAAGACAAUUUCGUUAUCGAAUCAGCUGUUUCAUCCAAUCUUUAGCAAGCUUGUCUGGGGCUGUGGUUGAGUUGCUGGUGUACUUGUCUUUAAAUUCAUCAAUAAAUAUGUGAUAAGAUUGUACCAACUGCAUUAAAUCCAUUUUACAAUGAGUUACUAUUGGAUCUG
Molecule: messenger RNA, 2172 nt
Organism: Punica granatum (pomegranate)
Lineage: Eukaryota; Viridiplantae; Streptophyta; Magnoliopsida; Myrtales; Lythraceae
Source: RefSeq, a predicted model, not a curated record